Messenger RNA from Zingiber officinale, 1569 nucleotides. RefSeq names its product mitogen-activated protein kinase kinase kinase 18-like. The record is from RefSeq and is a predicted model, not a curated record. Gene Ontology annotation, biological process: translation; protein phosphorylation. The coding region runs from base 1 to 1569 and encodes 522 amino acids. Gene Ontology annotation, cellular component: ribosome. Lineage: Eukaryota; Viridiplantae; Streptophyta; Magnoliopsida; Zingiberales; Zingiberaceae. Gene Ontology annotation, molecular function: ATP binding; protein kinase activity; structural constituent of ribosome. The transcript is spliced from 3 exons.
AUGGAGAGUAAAGGGGAUAGUUGGAUCAGGGGAAUCCUCCUCGGACGCGGCUCCUUCGGAACGGUCAGCCUCGCUUUUGACCCCUCGGCCGUCCCCGCCGGGCGGAUUUUCGCCGUCAAGUCCGUCUCCUUGGCCUCCGGCUGCAGCGCUUCGGUCGACUUCCUGGAAAACGAAAUCCGGAUCCUCGAGUCCCUCUCCUCUCCAUUCGUCGUCGAGUACCUCGGCGACGAUACCACCGUCGAGGUCGGCGCCGGAGUAUGCCGGAACCUGCACCUGGAGUACCUUCCCGGCGGCACCGCGGCUGACUUGGGCGGCUGCGCAGACGAGUCGUCCGUGCGCGCCUACGCCCGGUGCGUGGCGCGCGCGCUCCGCUACCUCCACGACGUCGCCGGCGUCGUGCACUGCGACGUCAAGGGUCGGAACGUGCUGCUCGGCGAGGCCCCCGGCGUCGCCAAGCUAGCUGAUUUCGGUUCCGCGAUGAGGAUUUCCGAUGUUUUCUCGGGAGAUCGGCGGAGCUUGCAAGGCACGCCAUUAUGGAUGGCACCGGAGGUAGCGAGGGGGGAGAUCCCAAGGCCGGAGUCGGACGUGUGGUCGUUCGGGUGCACCGUCAUCGAGAUGCUCACCGGCGUAGCACCGUGGUCAUCUUGGAAGCCUAAGGACGCUGCCGAAGCCAUGUUCCGGAUCGGUUACGGCCCCGAGCUGCCGGAGUACCCAUCUCAUCUCUCGAAGCAGGGGAGGGACUUCCUCGACAAGUGUUUGAGAAAAGACCCAAAAGAACGAUGGACGGCAGAGCAACUACUGCAGCACCCGUUCCUGGCUGAGGCAGAGCCUCCGACGGAGCAGACUCCGAGAGGAGUACUUGAAUGGGCUAAUUUGCAGUUAGACUACGACAGCGAUGACGACAGCUACGGCGACUUCGACUCUGUAUGUUUGAUCUCCGAGGGAAUAGAAAGAGUAAGGGAAUUAGCAUCGAGUGGAUCUCCUCCGGCAGCCUGGAACAACGAUGGCUGGGAACAAGUAAGGAAUCCAGAGGAAUUGGCUGUGGAUAAGUGUGGAAGAGAAGUGGAACAACAAAAGUGCUGGGAGAUAUCUAGAAUGGAUUGCUCUGUUUUUUCUGCUCUCUGUUCUUGGUGUUGCUUUGUUAAAUGUGAUCUGAGUUGUUACGAUGAGAUUAUUGUCAAUAGACAGUUACAUGUUUCCUCUGGUUUUUGUUUACAGUGGGAUCUCAUUGAUCUAUCUGUUACCUCUGGAUCGCAACCCCUGAUCCGUUCUUGGACAGGGGUUGCUGAUAGAUGGGAUCCCAUGGAUCCUAUUUGUAUAACAGAUAUUGUUAUCCUUUUGAUCAAACUCGUGAUUUUCCCCAUAUCUUCCAAUAUGCAUACAUGUGUUCUUCCUUAUCGUCAUAAUUUCCAAUAUGCACAUGAAUACAUGAUGUUCUUCUUCCAAGAAGGCAAUAAUGCACACAUCAUCAUAUCCAACCCCAAUGAGCCGGUGGGGCAAAAGUUGUAUGGUCCAAUCACCAAUGGAUUGCAACCUCUAUUUCCAGAAGAGUUCUCAUACUUGAAUUGA